This is a messenger RNA of Gastrolobium bilobum, 3207 nucleotides long. RefSeq names its product calmodulin-binding transcription activator 5. Gene Ontology annotation, molecular function: protein binding; double-stranded DNA binding; transcription coregulator activity. NCBI's taxonomy places the organism in Eukaryota, Viridiplantae, Streptophyta, Magnoliopsida, Fabales, Fabaceae. Gene Ontology annotation, cellular component: nucleus. The record is from RefSeq and is a predicted model, not a curated record. Bases 126 to 2900 code for a protein of 924 amino acids. The transcript has 14 exons. Gene Ontology annotation, biological process: regulation of transcription by RNA polymerase II.
GAACAGAGUGUCAUUCAGCUCCGAACAUAUUUCUCUUUCUUCCAAUCCGAACAGACCCUUCUCUGCUGUCAUCUUGCUGAUUUCGCAGUGAGAGAUAGGUUUUUCGGAAUAUCCCAGAGGUUUAUAUGAUGGCGAAUAACUUAGCGGGGCAGCUCGUGGGCUCAGGCAUACAUGGAUUCCACACAUUGCAAGAGCUGGAUAUGGGAAGCAUUAGGGAGGAAGCAAGAACCAGAUGGCUUCGUCCCAAUGAGAUUCAUGCCAUACUUUGUAAUUCCAAGUAUUUCACCAUCAAUGUCAAACCAGUUAAUCUGCCCAAAAGUGGUACUAUUGUAUUAUUUGACCGCAAAAUGCUUAGGAACUUUCGAAAAGAUGGGCACAACUGGAAGAAGAAAAAGGAUGGGAAAACUGUUAAAGAAGCUCAUGAGCACUUAAAAGUUGGCAAUGAAGAAAGGAUCCACGUAUAUUAUGCACAUGGCCAAGAUAACCCAAACUUUGUUCGUAGAUGUUAUUGGCUGCUUGAUAAGAGUCUGGAACACAUAGUCCUUGUUCAUUACCGUGAAACACAGGAGUUGCAAGGUUCUCCUGUCACUCCCGUAAAUUCAAACUCUAGUUCUACCUCUGAUCCAACUGUACCAUGGAUUUUAUCAGAAGAGAUAGAUUCAGGGACUGCAACUCCAUAUGCCAGUGAGAUUAAUGACAAUGUAACAGUUAAAAGUCAUGAACUGAGGCUCCAUGAGAUUAAUACACUUGAAUGGGAUGACCUAGUGGUUGCAAAUGAUCUCAACACGUCGACUGUGCCUAAUGAAGGCAAAGGUCCGUAUUUUGAUCAACAAAAUCAAUUUUUACUGAAUGACAGUUUCAACAACGUAACCAGCAAUCCAUCUGCAGGAAUUCCUUCUUUUGAUAGUUUAACUCAGCCAAUUGCUGGGAGCAAUAGUGUUCCUUACAAUUUUUCAGAAAGGGUUAAUCUUGAGAAAAUGGACAAUCAAGUAAAUUCAAAUGAGCAGAGGAAUCAUCCUGUUUCUGUAAGUGGUGUUGAUUCCUUAGACACUUCGGUCAAUGGGGGAUUGCAAAGUCAGGACAGCUUUGGAAUGUGGGUGAACCACAUCAUGUCUGAUUCACCAUGUUCAUUGGGUGAAUCAGCUCUUGAAUCCUCAGUUUCAUCCAUGCAUGAACCAUAUUCAUCUGUGGUAGUGGAUAAUCAGCAACUUUCUCUGCCGGAACAAGUAUUCAAUAUCACUGAUGUGUCCCAUGCAUGGGUGUCUUCUACCGAGAAAUCAAAGGUCCUGGUGACUGGAUUCUUUCAUAAGGACUAUCUGCACCUUUCAAAGUCCAAUCUAUUGUGUGUCUGUGGUGAUGUUAGUGUUCCUGCAGAAAUCAUUCAGGUUGGCGUCUAUCGAUGCUGGUUAUCACCACAUUCUCCUGGACUUGUGAAUCUCUACUUGAGCUUUGAUGGCCAUAAGCCUAUUAGCCAAGUUGUUAAUUUUGAGUAUCGUACUCCUGUUUUGCAUGAUCCUGCAGCUUCUAUGGAAGAGAAGGACAACUGGGAUGAAUUUCGACUUCAAAUGAGGCUUGCUUAUUUGCUCUUUGCUAAACAACAAAGCCUUGAUGUUUUCUCUUGUAAAAUAUCACCUAAUGGACUGAAGGAGGCAAGGAAAUUCGCCUCCAAAACAUCAUUUAUUUCCAGUAGUUGGCAAUACUUAAUCAAUUCAACUGAAGACAACAAAAUUCCAUUUUCACAAGCAAAAGAUGCCCUAUUUGAAAUUGCAUUGAAAAACAGACUAAAGGAAUGGCUUUUGGAAAGAAUUGGUUUAGGCUGUAAGACUACUGAAUAUGAUGCGCAAGGCCAAAGUGUAAUCCAUUUGUGUGCUAUUUUGGGAUAUACUUGGGCUGUUUCCCUAUUUUCAUGGUCAGGCCUAUCACUGGAUUUCCGCGAUAAAUUUGGAUGGACAGCUCUUCAUUGGGCAGCAUAUUGUGGAAGGGAGAAAAUGGUUGCAACUCUGUUGUCUGCUGGGGCAAAGCCAAAUUUGGUCACUGAUCCAACUCCACAAAAUCCUGGUGGAUGUACUGCUGCUGAUGUUGCUUAUAUGAGGGGUUAUGAUGGCUUAGCAGCUUAUCUUUCAGAAAAGUCUCUGGUUGAGCAGUUCAAUGACAUGAGCUUAGCUGGAAAUAUCAGUGGCUCACUGCAAACUAGCGCGACUGAUCCUGUAAAUUCUGAGAACCUUAGUGAGGACCAGCUGUACCUGAAGGAUACGUUGGCAGCUUACCGAACAGCUGCUGAGGCAGCAGCACGCAUACAAGCUGCAUUUAGGGAGCACUCCCUAAAAUUGCAAACUCAGGCAGUUGAGUUUUCCAGUCCAGAGGCUGAAGCACGCAAAAUAGUUGCAGCAAUGAAGAUUCAACAUGCCUUUAGGAACUUUGAGACAAGGAAAAUGAUGAAAGCUGCCGCUCGCAUUCAGCAUAGAUUCCGUACAUGGAAGAUUCGUAGAGAAUUUCUCAACAUGCGCCGUCAGGCUAUUAAAAUUCAAGCUGCUUUUCGGUGCUUCCAAGUGCGGAAGCAUUAUCGAAAAAUUCUUUGGUCUGUUAGUGUGGUUGAGAAAGCAGUGCUGCGUUGGCGUUUGAAGAGAAGGGGCUUCCGUGGGCUGCGGGUUAAUACUGUUGAAGAAGCAAUGGGAGACCAGAAUCAGCAAAGUGACACGGAGGAGGAAUUCUUUCGGACUGGUAGGAAACAAGCUGAAGAACGUGUUGAGAGAUCUGUAGUACGUGUGCAGGCUAUGUUCCGUUCUAAGAAAGCACAAGAAGAGUACAGGAGGAUGAAGUUGGCUCUUAAACAAGCAAAGAUGGAAAGGGAAUAUGAACAACUCCUCAGUACUGAAGUUGACAUGGAACUGAAGACAUAGGUUAGUCAAAGUUCCUCGACAGGUUCUUAUUUUUGGGAUGCAGCCAACACCUUAUGACUCCUGUGACAAACUAGUGAUGUAUAAGGGAAUGUUGGUGCUGUUUUUGUACAUUCUGUUGAUCUUGUAAAUUCCCUUUGACCCUUUGGAAUUUCCUUAAUAUCCUGAAUGGGUCAUCUAGGAAGUUUUCAUGUGUAAUUGGUCUCUACAUGGUUGAUUCUUCUGAUUCAAGAUCUAGUUACGACUGAAAUAGCACACACUCCCAAAGUUGAAUAGACAGAAUAGUUGUUUACUACAAGCCUGGUUUGGG